AUGUCUUGGAUGGACUCUUGGUCGCGGCCAUCUGCCAAUUCGAAGGUCCCAGCACCACUCUAUCUCUCAGAUGCCGACGUCCCUUACUGCCAUACCUGUGGCCGUGUGAUGAGUACUUCUUGCCCACCUCGAUGGCAAACGAAGCAAUGCACUGACACCUCACAGACUCCAAAAAGGCAACCAAAAAGCAAGGCAACGAAAUCAAAUACUGUUCAGAUCGCUGUCGAUCUCGCAAGCCCGGAGACCUCGACAGGAAAAUCGAAAAGACAAUCUCUUCCCUCCUCAACGCGGAGGAAGAUUCUGGCCUGGAGCAGACAGCCGCCAAAUCCCGCACGGUGAAAGGCGAUCACCGCAUCAUCGUCACCUGCGACGAGAUCGAAGAACUGGUGUUCGGCAGUAGAUAUGAUCCGGAAAGAACGCAUGGCCGCAACAAGAAGAAGAAACGACGUGCGAUCGGCGACCCAAGUGCGGAAUGGAAAAGCGUGGACAUGGAGGAGCUCAGCGAAGAAGAAGAGCAACCCACGACCGCGAGUAGCGAAGAUGACUCGGUAGAAGGUGGAGGCGGCGUUCGGAUUCGUCCGCCGCAGACGGAAUCGGAGGUCAACUUCAGUGUGGGUGGCGAGCGUGGCCGAGCGGAGAAGAUUGAAGAAUCGGCCGACGACCUGCAGAAGCGACGACAGGGUGCCAAGCGCGCCGAGGAGCGAGAGAUGGUCCGACGCGCCGCGAGGAGAGGCAUUGUGUUUGGCUUCGAAGUACCCAGACGGCAAGAACCGAAUCAAAAGCAGCCAAAAGGUAAAUCGAAACACAAGGGAGAUGAACAGGAAGAAGACGAGUCGACUACAGAAGUCAGAAAAGCAGAAGCCAUCAUGAAUGGCAUGGUGGUGGAGCCCUCGUUUGCAAAAGGCAAUUGGUCUAUCAGAUGGAGGGAAUGA
This is a messenger RNA of Lecanosticta acicola, 932 nucleotides long. The record is from the annotation of a GenBank genome assembly. Lineage: Eukaryota; Fungi; Ascomycota; Dothideomycetes; Mycosphaerellales; Mycosphaerellaceae.